CAAGCGCAAGUUUAGGUACGGUGCGCUUGUUUACAUCAACAAAAGAUCGUGUUUUCAUAAAAAUCAUCAAAUUAAAACUUAUUAAAUUAUAAAUACCAAAUGUGAAGUGACUUUUAAAAUGUAUUCGAUCAGGAAGUCAAUGAAAGAAAAUUCAUCUACACCCAAGCGGCGUCGUCUCGGCAUGUCAAAGAAUUUGCGGUCGCCAGAAUUCUUAAAUAAAAAGAAUCCAGAUGUGUUUUCGGUAUGUAGUCCGAUAAGUUUACGGGUACUGAAGCAAACAGAGCGUUGUGAAUCUCCCCCGCUUCCUUGCAACCAAAUAGAAUAUUUGUGUGACUCCGGUAACAAUAGCUCAACAUGUAGUGAAAUACCAUGCUCGCCCGGCGUUUUGAACAGCUCCGUAGUGAGGGAAAUUGAGAACUGGGAUUCUUUAUUAGUAACGAAAGUUUCGACAACGCAGAAUUUGGCAGAAAUUGAAGAUAUUUCUGAUGACAUGUUCUAUUCAAGAUUAGAGCAAUCAUGUAACGAUGAAAUCCUGACAUCGCGAUGCGAGCAGCAUUUUCGAGAGAAUAUCGAAGAAACUUUCGCAGCUGUUAAUGACUCUAUUUAUCAGAAAGUUCAAGAUCAAGAGGCUAAAGAUAGUUUAUUUGAAACAAAAGAUUCCUUUUUGCUGGAUAUCAAAGAAACUUGCAUAAUAAAUGAAAAUGGAAAAGUUAAAGGGACAAUGUCUGACAAUGUAGAUAAUUUCUAUGGCUUACCGGUUAAAACAAAAAGUUUUUUCAAAAGUUACAGGAAUAUUGAGAAAUUUUAUGAUUGGCAAGAAGAGUGUCUAAACUUAGAUGCAAUCAGAGAGAGGCGUAACCUAAUUUAUGCCUUACCAACAAGCGGGGGCAAGACACUGGUAGCAGAGGUUCUAAUGCUGCGCGAGGUGCUCAACAACAAGAAGAAUGUGCUGUUCAUCCUGCCAUUUGUUGCUAUUGUGCAGGAGAAGAUCUGGGCACUUUCCCCAUUUGCCGUCAACCUGGACUUCCUAGUAGAAGAAUAUGCCGCAGGCAAAGGCAACAUUCCCCCGAAGAAGCGCAGAAGCAAGCACAGCAUCUACAUAGCAACAAUAGAGAAGGGCCUGGCACUGGUGCGGAGUCUGAUCGAACUUGGCAGGCUGAGUGAGAUUGGAUUAAUGGUAGUAGACGAAUUGCAUCUGAUCGGCGAAGCGGGCCGCGGAGCCACGCUCGAGACUCUGCUGUCCACAGUACUGUUCGCUAACCAGGGUAUCCAGAUAGUAGGCAUGAGCGCGACCAUCGGCAACCUCCCGGAAGUGGCCCGCUUCCUCCGCGCCGACAUCUUCCAGCGGGACUUCCGGCCCGUCACGUUGGACGAGUACGUCAAACUGGGCUCCACGCUGUAUAAGAUCAGUGCAGGGGGCGAGGCGGAGCCCGAGAGGGAAUUGAAUUUCAAUUACACCUCAGCGGCCUCAACCCUCGACCCUGACUGCGUGGGUGGGCUAGUCUCCGAAGUGGUACCAUCAUCCUCCUGUCUCGUCUUCUGUCCCACCAAGCGGAAUUGCGAGAACGUGGCCAAUCUACUGUGCAAGCUGCAACGCAAAGAGAUGGCGUUACACCGAACAGCGGAGCGCCAAUCGUUAGAAGCGGCGCUGAAGGCCGAAGGCGCCGCGCCCGCGCUCGCGCGCUCCGUGCGCUACGGCGUCGCCUACCAUCACAGCGGGCUGGCCAGCGACGAGAGGACGUUACUGGAACAAGCUUUUAGGUCGGGCGUGAUAUCGGUGGUGUGCUGCACGUCGACGCUGGCGGCCGGCGUCAACCUGCCCGCGCGACGCGUCAUCAUCCGCGCGCCGCGCGUGGGGCGCGGCUUCCUCGCGCUCGGCGCCUACCGCCAGAUGUGCGGCCGCGCCGGCCGGGCCGGGGUCACCGACACCGGCGAAAGCAUAAUAAUCUGCAGCGCCGCGGACUGGCCCGAGCUGCAGUCGGUCCUCCGCAACGGUCUGCCGCCGGUCGUCAGCUGUCUCACCGACGCGUGCUGUGGCCUCGUCCUCAGCGGAGUGGCUCUACAGCUGGCAGACACGAGGAGCGAGCUUCGUGAGCUGUUGAAGACCACGUUUAUGGCUACGAGCUCAGAAGUGGACAUAAAGAAAAUAUGCGACGACUCUAUCCGCUCGCUCAUACAGACCGGCGCCCUCGACGUCGGACAACACAAGUCCAAUGACGAGUCGCACACGGCCGCCGGGCAGAGGAUAGUCUACAGUGAUAGCAAACUGACUGUUAGUAAACUAGGACGGGCGGCUAUCAAAGGUUGCAUGGAGCUCUCAGUAGCCAAACAGAUGCUGCAAGAUCUAGAAUCAGCAUCUCGCGGCCUGGUACUAAUGGGAAGCUUGCAUUUGCUCUAUCUAGUGACACCACACGACGCGGCCGGCGUGAGGCCAGACUACAGGCAUUACUAUUCGCUGUACUGCAACCUGGAUGAGGACGCCGUGCAGACGGCGAAGAUCCUCGGCAUCACCGAGAUGAACGCCAUCCGGAUGAUGACUGGCAAACCUAUCACGAACGUAUCUGAAAAAGUUCUGUGCCGAUUUUACGUGGCCUUGAUGCUGUACGACCUGUGGAAGCAGGCGCCCUUCCACGCUGUCGCAGACAAAUACUGCGUGUCGCGCGGGAUAGUACAAACUGUCAUGGCGUCCGCCGCAGCACUUGCGUCGAGCGCCACGCGCUUUUGUGAGGAGCUGGAACAUCUGUGGACCUUCAGGGCGUUGUUCAGCGAAUUAUCCCCUCGCCUGGCGCACUGCGCCGCGCCCGAGCUCAGCCAGCUCAUGGAACUGCCGGCCGUCAAGAAGGCGCGCGCGCUGCAGCUGAUGCGCGCCGGCUUCAAGCGUGUCGAGGACCUGGCCAAGGCUUCGCUCGACCAUCUCACAGCAUCCGUAGCCCAUCUCUCAAGGUCCGCCGCCACACAUCUCGUCAGCGCCGCCAGAAUGAUGUUGAUCGAGAAAGUGGAAAACUUGCGCGCAGAAGCCGAAGAUGUCAUGGAAGAGUUGAAGGUGUAACAUAGUCAUAAUUAUGUUCGUAUUUAAUUUAUAAUAAGUUGCCAUCUAUAAUUAUAUGUACAUCCAUAUCCAUAUACAGGAAGAAUGAACUAGAAAAAUUCCAUCUUCCACAUUAUGUGGCUGCAGGUUUUGGUUUGGUAUAACAUAAAUGAAAUAAGCCUUUUUACGUGCCUUUAAAUGACUAUCUAUACUUCAUCUUUUAAAAAUGAAAUAUGUAAUUGCUUAUUAACACAUCCCACUCAAUAACUCUUGAUAAUUGGAACUUUGAAUAAUGUAAAACCUUAAUGAUAUAUCAUAGAUCAUAAGGAUAUAGAUUUUAAGAACCUUUGUUCUUUACCAUUUAAUAUUUCCUAUUCAUUGUCAUUUAAAUUGUUAGCCGGAUUUCGUCGACAACUUAACUGACAGGUUUUCAAAAUAUAUACAUAAUUAUGUACACAAAGUAAUAAAUUGUCAGUUGAAAUGUUGUGAGCCUGUCUGUUUGGUUGUACGAUGGAUUAACUCCUAUAAUGUUUCUACAAUAACACUUGUAAACUUCGGCACUGUUUGUCUUCUCUGUAAUCCAUC
Cydia splendana is the source of this 3613-nucleotide messenger RNA. It is a transcript of the gene mus301, whose product is annotated as helicase POLQ-like. Bases 119 to 3049 code for a protein of 976 amino acids. Lineage: Eukaryota; Metazoa; Arthropoda; Insecta; Lepidoptera; Tortricidae. The transcript is spliced from 17 exons. Gene Ontology annotation, molecular function: nucleic acid binding; ATP binding. The record is from RefSeq and is a predicted model, not a curated record.